UCUUCUCGCACUGCUCUCUCUCGAUCUCUCUCGUCUUGGUUCGUUGUUUCGACUUCAUCCCAAGUUUCAAGUCUGCCUCUUUCCCCAAUCCCUUUUUUAAGUUUCCAAAACAGAGUUCUCCUCUGUUUUCUCUUCCCACUUUCUUGGCAACCAAACAACCACGCCAGUUUCUGCGCUACUCGCAAUUCAUCAGUACCUUCGUUUUCCUAAGAUGGUGAGUUUGAUUGAGGAAAGAGAGAAGAUGGCGAAGCAAAAUGUGGUCGUCUCCGACACCACCUCCGGCAUCAACAUGGCGAUAAAGGUCGCCAUGUCGCCGGCGGCGCAAAAGCCCCCGGUCGCUCCCGGCGGCUAUAUCACCAUUUCUCGGACCAAGGUCCUCGAAAUCAAUGUUGAGUCAAUGAGAGCUUCCUCUCCGACCCAUCUCAAGUCCACCCCUUCUUUCUCCGAUGACCAGAUUUUUCAUCACCCAUCGGCCCUGAAAAUGUUCGAGCAGAUAACGAACGCUUCGAAAGGGAAACAAAUCGUGAUGUUCCUCGACUACGACGGCACGCUUUCCCCCAUCGUCGACGACCCCGAUCGAGCUUUCAUGUCCGACGCGAUGAGGGCAACUGUUCGAAAACUUGCCAGAUAUUUUCCCACUGCUAUAGUGACUGGCAGAUGCAGAGACAAGGUGUAUAGCUUUGUUCAGUUAGCGGAGUUGUACUACGCCGGAAGCCAUGGAAUGGACAUCAAAGGGCCAUCAAAAGGCUCCAAAUACAAGAAUGAUGCUCGUGCCGUUCUUUUUCAACCGGCAAGCGAAUUCCUUCCGAUGAUCGACGAGGUUUACAAAGCAUUGCUGGAGAAAACAAAAUCUACUCCCGGGGCUAAAGUCGAACAUAACAAGUUCUGCCUCUCUGUGCACUUUCGCUGUGUUGAUGAGAAGAAAUGGAGUGAACUUGCACAACAGGUCAGAUCAGUGCUGAAGGGGUACCCAAACCUUCGAUUAAACCAAGGAAGAAAGGUUCUGGAGAUCCGCCCUACAAUUAAAUGGGACAAAGGCAAGGCCCUUGAAUUUUUGUUAGAGGCCCUGGGGUUCGGCAAUUGUACAGAUGUGUUCCCGGUUUACAUUGGAGAUGACCGGACCGACGAAGAUGCCUUCAAGGUAUUGAGGGAAAGAGGACAGGGUUCUGGCAUUCUGGUGUCCAAGAUUCCCAAGGAUACCCAUGCAUCUUAUUAUUUACAGGAGCCAGCCGAGGUAAUGCACUUUCUACAGCGACUGGUGACAUGGAAAAGGGUGUCGCUGAGAAGGCCGCUGAAACAAAUCAAAGGGUCAACCCUAAUUGAGAAAUAUGUGAUGGUUGUGGGGGGAAAGAAUAAUAAAUAUGGCAGAAGAAGCAACAAGCAGCUGCUGGGACUGGGAGACAAUUACCCAACUAAUAAUAAUAAUAAUAAUAAUAACAGCAAGGAUUGUGUCCAGGCCAAAAGGCCUUGUGACCGUGUCCAUCUUGUAACUAGCUAGCCAUGUACAACCGAAUUAAACACUACUGUAACUUCAGCUGCCUCCUCCUUAAGUGCAUAUAAAGUUUUACUCUCUCUUCUCACUCA
Messenger RNA from Diospyros lotus (date-plum), 1584 nucleotides. RefSeq names its product probable trehalose-phosphate phosphatase J. The transcript has 11 exons. Lineage: Eukaryota; Viridiplantae; Streptophyta; Magnoliopsida; Ericales; Ebenaceae. The record is from RefSeq and is a predicted model, not a curated record. Gene Ontology annotation, molecular function: trehalose-phosphatase activity. Gene Ontology annotation, biological process: trehalose biosynthetic process. Bases 212 to 1498 code for a protein of 428 amino acids.